Molecule: messenger RNA, 477 nt
Organism: Phycomyces blakesleeanus NRRL 1555(-)
Lineage: Eukaryota; Fungi; Mucoromycota; Mucoromycetes; Mucorales; Phycomycetaceae
Exons: 1
Coding region: 1-477 (158 amino acids)
Cellular component (GO): cytosol
Molecular function (GO): FMN binding; oxidoreductase activity; flavin adenine dinucleotide binding
Source: RefSeq, a predicted model, not a curated record
AUGGCUUCUGUCAAGUUGCCUCCAAUUACCUUCUUGUACGGAUCUCAGACCGGUACUUCCCAGGAUUAUGCUUCCGUUCUCUCCAACCAAGCCCGCCAGUUCGGCUUCAAGGAUGUCACUUUGACUGACAUGGACAAGUGGAAGGUCUUGGAUUCCGGAAAAUAUGAAGGCCCUACUGGAGUAAAUGAGGACCGCGAAUUGGUUGUUGUCUGCACAGCCACUUACAACGGUAUGCCCCCCGAUAAUGCUGAGAGAUUCGACAAAUUCCUCGACAAAUCUGAUGCCCAAGGCAACGAGCGACUUUUGCAUGGACUUCAGUACGCUGUAUUCGGUAUCGGUAACAAGAACUGGCGUACAUACCAGUACUUCCCUAUCAAGGUUGACAGCCGUCUUGAUGACCUUGGUGCCGAAAGAUUCUUCCUUUCCGGAAAGGGCGACACUGAUGGUGACAUUGAUUCAGAUUUCAAUGACUGGUAA